CCAGUCAAAACCCUCAACGAGUGCUUGGAGAUCCUUCUGCGUCCUAUCCAUCCGAGCCGCCAAGUACUGUCACGUCACAGACGAUCCUGGAGCAGGCCAUUGACAGUGCUUGUGAACAUAUUCAGCGAGAAUUUCGACCCGAUGAUAGCAUCGAUCGGAUGCGGCACAGCCUGGGCCGUACUUGGAUCACCGUCUACCGCGUCCUCCACGAGGUCGGGGAUCCGAACCUAAGGAACCGUCUUAGAAACUGGACUGAAUUCGAUGCUUAUGUCGAGCCUGGGAGCAAUGCAGAGCGGGAAUUUAUUGAGUUGCUGAGAAGUAUGGCAAGCAACCAGGUGCCCUGGAGUGAUUUAUUCAAAAAUGGAGCGUUUCUAAAACCUGAGCCAAAGACAACUGUCGAGUUGGACAUCGAUUUCGCCACUACACUGGCAUGGCGUGGUACAUUUAAAGGCGACCUCGCAAAUGUGCUUUUGGAGACUAUUGCGGAUUGCCUUUCUAAGGACAAGGUCAGAACUCCAUAUGGGGGGCUAAGCUGCAUCGUAAAUUCAUCCGGAACCGGCAAGUCUCGUAUGGUGGACCAGCUUGGCACGGAAGUUAUAACGGUGCCUAUGUGUUUACGUCCGGGAAUCAGAGGAAUGCCUCCUCCUGAUAGGAAACUGCGUGGCUGGCUUGUUUCUCCGAUAGACGAUAGGACUACUGUCCAGAACAUGCUAUAUGGAUUCGCAUGUUCUCUCUUAGUGGUCACUCUCAGGAAACUGAAGACCAUUGUGUCAGAGAAACAAGAUAUAGCCCAGUUACCAAGUCUUGAUUCGACAUCUGCUCAACAAUCGUCAAAGGAAAAGCCGAAGGACUACGUGUCAUUGGUCAUGGAUCGCCAUAGGAGGUUGGCAGCUGCCUUCCGCGAGUGUAUGACUGCAGGACAAUCAUUUCAUGCAUCGAAUUCCUAUCGAGAAACUUUCUAUGAUGAAGUAGUUAAGCUGGCCGAGAAGUUUGCGGAAAACAGCGCACAGGUUAGGAGCGAAAAUGAACUUGAAUAUGACCAGUAUGUUUCGGGAGGGGAGGGCCUACACCAGGCAGGCGAAAGCCUCUGUCGCUUCAUAGAUGAACACAAGGUUCUGGAACCGGAUGAAGGCCCCCGACGGCCUCUGGUUGUCCUUGCUUUCGACGAGGCACAUAUCCUCACUAGUAAUCCACCAGACCAAAAUGACUGGAACUUGUUCUCGGAGUUGGGUCGAAUUCUAGGACAAAUCCAAGAUCUCCCAAUAUUUUCACUCUUUCUUUCAACAGCCGGGUGCUUCAAGAUUCUUUCUGAUUCUUCGGCUUGGGCCAGAGAGCCUGACAACUGUUCCCUGAACCUGAUUUCUGAAAUCAGUUUUGACGACAUUGCGUACCCGGCAUUGGAGGGUACGGUCAAGAUAGACAGAGUGGUAGGAAUUGAUUGGAUUUCCCAUCUUGGUCGCCCAUUAUUCGGGUCUUACUGGGACAAGCUGCCACGGCAACUUAAACAUGGGUCAUUGAUUAUGGAUUACGCAAUGCAGAAACUGCUGAACGGUCCAAAUGAGCUGAGAGAUAGCAACCCGGCCGGUACCUUGGCCUGCCUCUCUGUACGUUUUGCACUGGAGUUCAACAUGGAUGGUUCGGCUCGCGAUGUCAGCUAUGUUCAGGUUGAAAAGCAUAUGCGACUCUGCAUCGCGGCGACUGCUGGAUUUGAGAAAUUGAUCACCAUUCCUGGGUCUGAACCACUGCUGGCUGAGGCUGCCUAUCUACUCCUGAAGGACACGCGGAGGAAUGCGGUGCGCCAUCUGGCAAACCAUUUGGAUUUGAACUGCAUUGACCGUGGGCGGCGUGGUGAACUGGUUGCAACCCUGUUGAUCAUGCAAACAUAUGAUGCAGCACGCGCAAUUAGUGGUAGAAGAUGGGUGUCUGUGGUCAACUUCAUGGAGGCCUUACUUCCGGCAUCAAACUAUGAAAUGCUUCUCCAAUCUGGGCCCACAUCUUGGCCGAUGGAGGGUGGGUCCAUGAAACAGGACAGCACAUUCCGGGCAAUAUUUGAGGACUAUGGCAUGUGGUUUAACCAUGUCAUCAAGAUUGAGAGAAAGGAGCUGAUCUCAAUCGACCAUCUGUGGAAAUAUGUUAUGCGUGGGGCGAUGAUAUUGUGUGCGACUAAUCAAGAAGGCAUUGAUAUUGUUUUGCCCAUUUGUCACACAACGCAAAAUCUGGGCCCUGAUUCUGUGACAGCUGUAGUCAUCCAGGUAAAGAAUGCAUGGGAUUACAAGGCAACCCUCAAACCAUCAUCAUUUGAUGCAAUGGAUUUUAUGGUCAAAUCGGCCAUAUUCUCCAAGCUUCGACUCUCUGACUCUGACUCCGAGUCAACUCUGGAGCUGAAGACCACAGAGCCAGCAGAGCCCAAGAAGAAGAAAAGGAAGGUGGACCUGAGACCGAGGGAAGUGGUUCCAGACCUGGAGGUGGUUCCAAAGCCGGUUAUCCGAGUGGUAUUUGCCUUGGCUUCUCCAGAGCCUGCUGUAAUCUUCAAGGAACAACCUGAGGCCAAGCAUCCUUUUGAUGGGUUUACUACCUUUGAUAUCUGGCUUGCAGGCCUCUCACAUGAAACCUUCAGGCAGAUUCAAGAAGUAGAUUUAGAAUCAUACAAAAUACUUCUAGAACGCUCACUCAUGCCUCAUGAUGCAUUCAAAUUGAAGGAUGAGCCAAAUGUAGGUGAGAAGGCAAGGAAAGGCAAAGGGGCCUGCAGGCAGAGGAUGGUGCCACUAGCCCACUUAGGAUGUAGUCAUCAUGCCAUCCACCUCCCAGGCCCAAAGAACCAGGAGAGGGGUCUGGAAUACAUCUAGCAUCCCCA
Cantharellus anzutake is the source of this 2854-nucleotide messenger RNA. RefSeq lists its product as uncharacterized. The transcript has 7 exons. The coding region runs from base 159 to 2846 and encodes 895 amino acids. NCBI's taxonomy places the organism in Eukaryota, Fungi, Basidiomycota, Agaricomycetes, Cantharellales, Hydnaceae. The record is from RefSeq and is a predicted model, not a curated record.